CAGUUUAGUGUAUGUUAUUUCGAAACUCCUGGAUUAAUUCUGAAUUAUUGGGUUUCUCUUCAUAGAUUCAAGUACUUCACUCAAUUUCAAUCGCCGCAGAUAUAUUAUUGGAUAAUCUGGCCCUACUCUUGAUAUAACCCCAAUGCGAGUUAUUGAUAAAGAAAUAAGUUGAGAGAAAACGGUGGAGGGGAUGAGGUGAGCUUAUUGCUAUCGCCAUCGUUGAUGGUGGUGUUGCGUCGUAGAUGCGGGCGGCUACAGAAGUUUUUCGCAGCAGUAGUGGAUGUUUUGGGUUUUGAAAGUACCACUGUGUAAUUUAUUACGAGUUAGUCGAAGCUAUAUUCGUUCAAGAUAUUACUUCACGUCACAGAGGAAUGUCAGAUACUCAGAUUGAAAGACCUGUAAAAAUGGAAAAUACUGACGAUAAAGAAACUUCCUUGACGAAAAGCUGUGCAAAGGAAACUGAAAAAAUGAACAAUAAGAAAUUUCCUUUAAAUGCAUCGACUAAGAAGGGCAAGCAUGAAAAUGAAGCCAGAUUCAAAUUCGGAAGAAAGCGUUCUCAGAGUUUCAUUGCAGGCAACGGCAAAUUUUUUCCCCCGUAUAAAAGAAGGAAAAAAGACAGUAUAAUACCACCGACAAAGUUUCUUCUCGGCGGUAAUAUCAGAGAUCCUUUGAACUUGAACAGCCUGCAAGAUGAAGAAAUAAACAAGGCCAUGAAUGCUGUUACACCAAAGUCUUCUCCACUCCCGACGCCCCAUCACCGGAAAGGUGAAAUUGAAGUUAUUAUUCCGCCAAAUUUAAGGGAUCCACUAAAUUUAAUAUCGGGUGCAGAUGAUGCAGAAUACGAACAGCAACUUGUUUCUCCAACCAAGAAGGGCAGAAAGUCUAGGAACAGGAAAAAGAAACGCAAUUCAUCUUCUGGUGGUUCAACUAAAGAUGACAGUGUUGAUAAUGGUGUUUCUGGAGGUGCUGAAUCUGCUGUAGCUGUUGAAGAGACCCAAGAUAAUGAGAAGGAUGUUGUUAUAGAAUCAGCUGCACAAAUUGUUCAAACUGUGGAGGAUAAUGAUGCAAAAGAGCCAACAGCCACAUCUGAAGUUUCAAAAGAAAAAGAAAAGAAAAUACGGAAAUCUUUAGAUGAGCCAGGAAAAGAUAAGAGGAAUCGCAAAACGGAGCACACAAAAGACAAAAUAGUGAGCCCUGUUAUACCCCAGCCAGGAGCAUGGAAGCGGCCUCUUCCGUAUGGUCAUCGCAUUACCAAUCCUUCAGGAGCUGUGUGCAGGAACCGCCCAGGUGGGAAUCAGCAGAAAAAAGGUGGCAAUGACGCACGUCCCAAUUUUCGGGAAAAAGAUGCAAGGUUCCAGUAUGGAAACUAUACAAGGUAUUAUGGCUAUCGAAAUCCAAUGCAUGAGGAGGACUCAAGAUUAAAAUGUUUCAUGCAGAGGCCAGAGCUAUUUCAAGAUAAGGAUGUCUUGGAUAUUGGGUGCAACAUAGGCCAUGUGACACUUAUGGUGGCACGUGACCUUGGUGCACGUAGUGUUGUUGGCAUUGACAUUGAUAGGAAAUUAGUUGAAAUCGCACGUAAAAAUGUGCGUCAUUAUGUGAAUUGUGCUGAAUCUCCUCCAGGGGAUAGAAUGAUGUCCGAUUGCCCACCAAAUAGGUUUUUCCCCAUUUCAAUGCCUAUUUUGUAUGGCCCAGUGGAUGUGCCUGGCUUCACAAAAGGAGAAAGUCCAUCGGUGCGCAAGAAAUUUCCUCACAAUGUGUCAUUUGUACAGGGAAAUUAUGUAUUGGAAUCAGAGGCAUUGUUAGGCACAGAACAGCCACAAUUUGAUGUCAUUCUGUGUUUGAGUGUCACAAAGUGGAUUCAUCUUAAUUGGGGAGAUGCUGGACUUCGUCAGGCAUUCAGGCGCAUGUUUGCUCAGUUAAGACCUGGUGGACAUUUGAUACUUGAGGCUCAGUCCUGGGAUUCUUACAAGAAAAAGAAGGCACUUACGGAAACUAUUUUCAGAAACUUCAAAAGUAUAGAGUUUUUUCCUCAUAAGUUCACACAAUAUUUGCUUUCCUCGGAAGUUGGUUUUUCGAAGUGUGAAGUUAUUGAUACACCCAUACAUAGCUCUAAAGGUUUUCAAAGACCAAUUCAGCUCUUUACGAAGGGUGAGCACUCACCCUGUCAUUCAGUGGUGAGCACUGGUACAACACCAUCACAUCAGAUGGCUUCAAGCAGAAGCAGAAAACCAGUUUAUGCCAGUGUUACAACUUUGAGCGAAGAGACUGGAGAAGAGAAGACUGUAGAAACAGAGCAACAAAAAUCAAUGGAAGUGGGGAAGUGUGAACCAAGUACAGACAUUGCCAGUUCCCAUGACUUGGCUGCCGACAGCCCCAAUACAGCCAAAGUGUGUGAGCAUAGUGAUGUAACUUUAGGAACUGAGUCAUUUGAUUAUGAUUCUGGCGUUGUAGACAGUGUUGCAUCUCAGAUGGAGCUGUCUGUGAUAACAGAAGUUUCUAAAGAAAAUACUGUUGUUUAUCAGGAUUCCGUUUGUGAAAAUGCAGACAGUGUUCAUACGAGAAGUAGUGAUAACAGUAGUAAUGCCACUGCAACAAGCACUAGCAGUAGCACUUCUUCUUGUUCGGGUUCUUCACCUUCUUGCUCAAAUUCGGAUGUAGAACGAGAGAGGGGCAAGGCCAGAUAGAUGAAGCUGCAUUGAUAAUAAAUGUUGAAAUUGCACUGAAAUUGUUUUUAUGUUUUGUUAUUCUGGCACACUUUUAUUGAAUAACUCAUAUUAUUAGUAAGAGUGUAUGCUUUUAUCAUCAGUUAAGACUGAGGCAUUUAGUAAAAGUGUCAAGAGAUAAUUUUCUGCUUUAUACAAUACAUUUGUAAAAAGACCAAGAACAGUUUGUAGAAAAUAUUGUAUUGUUGUUAACAGUUGCUUGCUGUAAGCUUUAAUAAGUUUGUUCUUUGUAAAGUGUGAGAUAUAAAUAUAUUUAACACAUAUGUGCUUAUAUGAAACAUUUAUUUUUCAAAAAUUGAUUUUGUUGCAUAUUUCUUGUAAUAUAUUGCACAGUGUUGAAACUACAUUAUAAUUUUAUCAAGAUAUCAAAUUAAUUUGGUAUAUGUUGUCCCGGUGACUUUUGUCCUGUCAUUGUCUUGUCUUGUUUUGUUUUUCGUGUCACGUAUUUCCUGUACAAUAAUGUGUCAUAUUUUUAAUGCCCCUCUUGGGGACAUUAAUAGGUAGUAUUUCUCACUUAUUUGACUGCUGCAUGAAAUGUUCCAGUCCAUUAUGUUAUAUGUAAUUCUUUAUUUCAAAUGUUCAAAUCUAUUAUAUCCUCCUGCAAUCAGUGGUAUGUUUGUGAGUAUAUAAGUGUUUAAACACAUUGUUGUAUAGAUGUAUACUUAUGCACUAAAUAAUUGUUGCUAAAAUUUAAAAUA
Schistocerca gregaria is the source of this 3421-nucleotide messenger RNA. RefSeq names its product 7SK snRNA methylphosphate capping enzyme-like. The transcript is spliced from 7 exons. Gene Ontology annotation, biological process: snRNA modification. The record is from RefSeq and is a predicted model, not a curated record. Lineage: Eukaryota; Metazoa; Arthropoda; Insecta; Orthoptera; Acrididae. Bases 372 to 2684 code for a protein of 770 amino acids. Gene Ontology annotation, molecular function: O-methyltransferase activity; snRNA binding; RNA methyltransferase activity.